GCUGUCACCAUCUGCAGUGAUCAUGGAGCCCCUGAAAUUGCACUCAUGCGGGUGCCAUCUAUCCGAGGAUGGGACGUCCGCGUAACGAAGGACAGCAACGGAUCAAGGCGACCUGCCUGCAUCUUUGGACCCUCCUGGCGGGGCGGGGCCAGGGACACGGACUUUGCUAUGGGGCGGAGCUCUGACUACCCCCCCCCCACACACACACACACGGUCCGGGAUACAGCUGACCGUGACGCGCAUCUCUGCCAGCGGCCAGGGGUUCCGGCUCCGUUCUUGGCACGGCUUGGAGCGCAAGGGGCGGCAGGCGCGCAGCGUUGCGCACGGGUCCGCGGGAGAAAGAGGAAGGAUCCGGGGCGCGUCUGGCUGCUGGGAAUCUGCCUCCCGAGGAGGAGCAGGAGCAGCGGCGUCCGCCUCUUCCUCCGACCAGCAGUGCGAGGAGCCGGCGAUCGCGGGCGCAAGAUGCGCGCCUAGGCUGCUGCUGGCACCCCCUCCUCCUCCUCCUCCCUUUUGCGCUCCGGGCGCAAGAAGCGCGCGAUGGCCGCCGCGGAGGCGCUGGCGGGUCUGGCGGUGGCGCUGGGCCUCUAUGCCUUGCUCUAUUACAACUUCAUCAAAGGGGCCACGUGCAAGAACGAGACCAGCCUGCGGGGCAAGACGGUGCUGAUCACGGGUGGAAACACUGGGAUUGGAAAGGCAACGGCUCUGGAUCUGGCCCGGAGGGGAGCCCGCGUCAUCCUGGCUUGCCGUGACAGAAGGCGAGGAGAAUCUGCCGUCUAUGACAUCAGGAGGGAAAGUGGGAACAAUGAAGUUCUCUUCAUGAGCCUGGACUUGGCCAGCUUCAAGUCAGUGAGGGCUUUUGCAGCGGCUUUCUUGAGAUCUGAGCCCCGCCUUGACAUUCUCAUCAACAAUGCAGGUGUCGGGUCUGGAAGCCAAAGCGAGGAUGGCUUCAAUUUGGUGUUCCAGGUGAAUCACUUGAGUCAUUUCCUUCUGACUCACCUCCUCCUCGAGCGGAUGAAGCAGUGUGCGCCCAGCCGUGUGGUGGUGGUGGCUUCCAAAGCACAUCAAACGGGGAAGAUUGACUUUCAGAACAUCCACAAGCCAGUGGAAGGGCACUUGGCAGGGUUCCAAUCGUACUGCAACAGCAAACUGGCCAAUAUAUUGUACACCCGGGAGCUCGCCAAUCGACUGGAAGGGACGAACGUUACCUGCUACGCGGUCCAUCCAGGGCUUGUUAAAUCAGAUUUUUUCCGUCACAUUUCGGUUUGGCUGAAGCCUCUUUUCCUCCCCAUCUGCUGGCUCUUCUUCCGAGACACGACAAAUGGAGCUCAGACAUCCAUCUACUGUGCCACUGAGGAAGGCAUUGAGAAGUACAGCGGGCGCUAUUUUGCCAAUUGCAGGCUGCAUGACCCGAAGCCACAUGCCCGGGAUGACGCCGUGGCCAAGAAACUUUGGGAAGUCAGCGAGAGGAUGGUGGGGCUGGCGAACUAGGCUGCGGUGUUUUUCAAAGAGGGCUCACCUCCAUAGAACGGGUGCCUGUGCAGAACCAUCCAUGAAA
Podarcis muralis (Common wall lizard) is the source of this 1555-nucleotide messenger RNA. RefSeq names its product dehydrogenase/reductase SDR family member 13. The record is from RefSeq and is a predicted model, not a curated record. NCBI's taxonomy places the organism in Eukaryota, Metazoa, Chordata, Lepidosauria, Squamata, Lacertidae.